ACGGGCUGAGCUGCCGUGAGCGGCGCCGGAGCUGCUGUCUCACCGCGUUGUGAGGUUGUUCUCCUGCAAGCGAAAACGCGGUGGCAAUAGUGGAUGUUGCUUGAUUGUGGUUUAAAGUGUUUUUAAAAUGCUGCGACUCUACAGUUGAAGAUUUUCUUAUGCUGAUGUGUUCACUAUGGCUGGCAGCUGAACAGGCAUCAACUUAGCUGCUGUUCCUCUUGCUGAUACUGAAGAGCCUAGGGAUUUUGACUGAUUCAAAAUGAACGAACAUCCUAAAAAGAGGAAAAGGAAGACUUUACAUCCUUCUCGAUAUUCAGAUUCUUCAGGUGUAAGCAAAUACAUAGACAAUAGUGGAAUUUUUUCUGACCACUGUUAUAGUGUCUGCUCUAUGAAACAGCCAGAUAUCAAGUUUUCCGAUAACAGAGGUAGAUUCCACAGUCCUGCGCAAAGUCUAGAUACUGAUGAUGAUGGGAGUCCAGUGCAUGCUGGAACUUCUCAGUGGAGUGGAUCACAUUCAAAUGUUGUGGGGAUGCACUAUACAGACCCCAAAAAGAAAGAUAAAGAAAAAGCUGCUAGUAAUGGAAUGUACAAGGAUAUAUGCGAUUCACCUAUAUUCAGUGACAGCCCUACAGAAGAAGAGAAACCCCUUGAUAUUCAAACUGUAGAAAUUUCUACAACAGAGGUUAAUGCUGUAGAAGUUCAUGAUAUAGAAACACAAACUGUUUCACCUGAGAAGCUAGAAGCUGAAGACCUAGAGGAAAUCCCUGUUGAAACCUGUAAAAUCUUUGAGAAGAACCAGGCUUUGAAUAUCACAGCUCAGCAGAAAUGGCCUUUGCUGAGGGCCAACAGCAGUGGUUUAUAUAAGUGUGAGCUCUGUGAGUUUAAUAGCAAGUACUUUUCUGAUUUAAAGCAGCACAUGAUUCUGAAGCAUAAAACAUGUACAGACACUCAUGUCUGUAAAGUUUGUAAAGAGAGUUUCUCCAGCAAAGUACAGCUUAUUGAACAUGUCAAACUACACGAGGAGGAUCCAUACAUCUGUAAAUAUUGUGAUUACAAAACAGUAAUAUUUGAGAAUCUGAGUCAGCACAUAGCAGACACUCACUUCAAUGACCACCUUUAUUGGUGUGAGCAGUGUGAUAUGCAGUUCUCUUCAAGCAGCGAGUUGUACCUGCACUUCCAGGAACACAGCUGUGACGAGCAGUAUUUGUGUCAGUUCUGUGAGCAUGAAACGAAUGAUCCAGAAGAUUUGCAUAGCCAUGUGGUGAAUGAACAUGCAUGCCGACUGAUAGAGUUAAGUGACAGCUAUAAUAAUAAAGAGCGUGGACAGUAUAGUCUCAUAAACAAAAUCAGCUUUGACAAAUGCAAAAACUUCUUUGUAUGCCAAGUGUGUGGGUUUAGGAGCAGGCUGCACACAAAUGUCAACAGGCAUGUGGCUAUUGAACACACCAAAAUAUUCCCUCAUGUUUGUGAUGACUGUGGGAAGGGCUUUUCAGGUAUGUUGGAAUAUUGCAAGCAUUUAAGCUCUCACUUAUCUGAAGGGAUUUAUUUGUGUCAAUACUGUGAAUAUUCAACAGGACAGAUUGAAGACCUUAAAACUCAUUUGGAUUUUAGGCAUUCAGCAGAUUUACCUCAUAAAUGUACUGAUUGUUUAAUGAGGUUUGGAAAUGAAAAAGAUCUUUUUUAAGUCACCUUCAGAUACAUGACACAGCGUAAUUAAUGCUUUUUCGCUGUAAUCAAUUUGUUAGAAUGGGAUUUAUUUCCAGUCAGUCACUAAAAUGGGAAAUUAAAUACAAUUUAAUAGCAAUUGUACAAUGGAAAAUAUUAAUAUUUUGCUCUUUUAUCAACAAAACACGUAUAACAACUUGGUGUUGUGAAUUUUCUUACUUAGGGGUUUCCAUAGGAAUAAUCAUAUUUACAGUGUGAUGGAUCAGAUACUGGGGGGGAGGGAUGGUGGGAGUAGUUGCAUGUUGUAAUAGCAAUUCUGAAGGUCAUCCUGUAUUUUCAUGUUUAAUAUGUAAGAGCAGCAUUCUCAAGAGUUUAAAAAGGGACAAAGAGAAAGCCAACAUCUAGUUUCAUGCUUAAGUAACUGUAUUUACCAUAGCAGUCUCACUUGCAUACUGAACUCGUUACCCUCUGCAGCAGCAGGUCAGCGUGCUUACGUUUAGCAAAUUGCACUGGCCUGCCAAAGAUAAGCGUGUUCUAAAAAUUCUCAGGCAUGCAAGUCUCCAAAUUCAUUUGUCAGCCUGCAUUUCCCCCCUCUCCCUUUUUUUGAUAAGCUUUCAAAAUUUACUUAUUUUCUUGGAGUACCUAUCCUACCUCAUCAUUCACUUCCUGUCUUUCUCCGUUUAACGUUUAAUUUUGACUCCUAUCUGUGGAACUACCCAGCAAUACUCUAGUUCCUCAUUUUCUCCCACACUUUUACUACAGACUUCCCACAUUGUUGGGAAUUCCCUUCAGUUAUCUUCAGCCCCUAUCUUUCUUUUGAUGCACCAAUGAGACAUAUUGCCUGUGUGUAGAUUGGGUCACAUUUUAAGGAGCAAUUGUAAGGGAUUUGUCAGGUGAUCCAGCUGAGAAUGUACAAAGAGCGUGAUCUUCAUAUGUAAAAUGUUUAACUUAGCUGUCACUAAAAGGAUGUGUGUCACUAGCAUCAUUUAGAGCAAGACUAUUAGUUUGUAAUUAUAAUAAUUCUGUAACUUUGUAAUUAGCUUUCCACCACUGAUAAUUGGAGGAUAGUUAUUUUAAUUCUGUAAAUUUUAAAUGAUCUCCAGGUACUGUUUUAAAGCACUGGCACAGUACAUAAAUUCUGUUAACUUUAAUCACUUUCAAAUGAUUUUGCACAUCACAUUGAAUAGUGCUGUCUUUAUAAUAUAAUCUUUAAAAGUGAAUUUUUAAGCUUCAUUCGAUAGCUGUAUUUCUGAUUGACUGAUGCUCAGGCUGAGAAUAAGGAUGAGAUCAUUUAUAUUGUGCUAGUUAUUGGGGUGAAAUUACCCCUAAGUAAGCGGUGGAGAUUACAUUGCUUUCUGUACUGAUUGUAAAUUUGUAAUGUAAGAUUGUCUAAUGAAAGCUUUGUAUAAAUAUAGUUCAUGUAUAAAACAUUUCUUGAACGGUGAGAUUUGGUGUUAGUAGCAGCAAGGUGCGCAAGAGUCUGCAUUGAGUUUUUAAAGCUAAGGACAAAAAUUGGCUUAAUACAGUCAGUGUAUGGAAGUUCGGUUUCUAGAGCCAUUAGCAUCUGUUGCUUUGCAGGUGGCAAGACCAUUUUCAUCAUUUUGAAAUGCUGGUUUACUACUAAAUGUUCGUGUAGUCAUUGAAAAGAACAACCUGAUCGUAUCAUGAUUGUAUUUUAUUAAUCUAUUUAUGGACAGUGACAAUGUCUGUAGCAGAAUUGCUAACUUCCUAUUUUGAACAUGUUUAUCCUGGCUGGCUUAAUAUGGUAGCAAUAACACAGUUAAAGUAAUUACAAGAAUUCUUUUAGAUAUAGAAAGUUAAUUUUGCUCAUAUUGGUGUAACUGAGAGGGGAGAACGUUUGUCCUUCUCUUGCAAGCUGCUCCUGGUGACACAGGUGGAAUGGCAUUGAUAAGUGCUGGAAAGAAAGCCACUUCUUGGGAGACAGACAGAAAGAUAGGGCAACGCUCUGGAAGGCACAAGAGAAUAGUGGGCUUAAGUGUGUCUUGUCAAGGAAGUGUGGUUUUGUAAGCCCAUGCAGCACUGUGACACAGAAAACUUGGCUGUCUCCUGAAUAACUUCAGGUCUCUAAUUUUUGGCUUGUGUUUGUUUUUAAUCUGUAAAAUAGGAAUUAAAAGACUAUAUCAUAGGAGUGUUAUGAAGACAACUCAUUUUUAACAAAAAUGCACACCCAUGUGUCUCAUUAGGAAAUCUAUUCAAGUUUGUCCAAGGUUGAAUUUUAUCAAUAAGGGAAUAAUGUUAGGGUGUUUUUUGUUUUGUUUUGUUUUGUUUUUUUUUUUAAGUGUCUAUCAGAAGGUAAAUGGAAGUUAGCAUGAACAGCUGGUCUCAUUUUACCUUAGCAAGACUAGAAAUAGCAUAUUUGCUUCCAAAUGAUUGCAUGCUAAAACAUGCAAGUAUGUUAAGUAAUAGAAAAAGGUAAGUCGAGUCUGUCAAGUUGGAAGGCCAACUAUUGUACAUGUCAGGGACUGUUUGUUGUUCCCUACUGAAGGAGUCUACAAGGUAGCUGUGCAUUAAAGAGGAGAGUUUGGUUUAUUUACAUGAACUGCAAAGUGAAGGGACAGUGUUCUGAGAUCGCUGCAUUGAGUGAAUUGAGAAGACUUGAAUGCUGCCAGAGACUUACCUUGUCUUUAUCCCUAUAGCUUGAACAAUUCUUGGUCUUGAAUUAGAGAAAUUACCUGUAGUAGUCAGAAUGGAAUUAUGCCAAUAUAUUUUUUUCUAUGAAAGAGUAAAUACGUAGGUCAAAUUCAAUUUUUUGUUGCAGUGAAACCUGCAAGGUGCACCUGUUUCAGUAACAGCUUUCUAUCUGGAAGCUUUACAGAAUCACAAGACUGGCUUCAGAAAUAAUUUGUAUUUGGUUGUCUUCAGGAUUUUAAGCCUUUAGCUUAAACGUGCGUUGUGUACUUGAUCUUUCUCAAUCAUGCUAGUUACUGAACAAGAGAACUUUUCAUGUGAAAGAUUCUGCUGACUUCAAAAUGAAAAACCAACUAUCACAGGAACGUAAAACAUAGUAAGUUAGUAAUUCUAGAAUGAUGUGUUCUCCAUAAUGCUUAUUAAGUGCUGUAGAUUCUUAUUGUUGUUUGUGCUUGUGCUCAUUUUCCUAUGCUCUUUCAUGGUGAUGUAUCAAAUGUAUAAAUUAGCAGUGCUUCUUAACUCUUUAAAGUACUUUAGCUUUUGUCAUUUUAGUUAAUGGCUGACUUUGAUUAAACUAUGGUGCUGCCAGUA
Molecule: messenger RNA, 4905 nt
Organism: Rhea pennata
Lineage: Eukaryota; Metazoa; Chordata; Aves; Rheiformes; Rheidae
Gene: ZNF639
Product: zinc finger protein 639
Exons: 6
Coding region: 260-1684 (474 amino acids)
Biological process (GO): regulation of transcription by RNA polymerase II
Molecular function (GO): RNA polymerase II transcription regulatory region sequence-specific DNA binding; DNA-binding transcription factor activity, RNA polymerase II-specific
Source: RefSeq, a predicted model, not a curated record